AUGGCGGACCAGAGCAUCAUCCGGAUCACGAAAGAGAUCAGCGAUCUCCAGAGAAAUUCGGACCUGUCGCUCGCCGUCGCCUUCAGGGAUCGCGAUGUCCGCAACGUCAGGGCCCUCAUAAUCGGCCCCCACGAGUCCCCCUACGAGUUUGGCUUCUUCGAGUUCGCCGUCAAGUUUAACAAAGACUACCCCCGGAAGAGCCCGUCCGUGACCGCCACCACGACGAAUGGCGGCCGCUGCAGGUUCAACCCCAACAUCUACGCCAACGGCAAGGUGUGCCUGUCCAUCCUGGGCACGUGGCGCGGCGAGCGUGGGGAGGAGUGGUCGGCUGCCCAGGGCCUCGAGUCCAUUCUCUUGUCGAUACAGAGUCUCAUGUCCGGCAACCCUUACGAGAACGAGCCUGGUUUUGAGGAUGCCAACGAGCCUUCGGAUAAGAAGAAUAUGAAGGAUUAUGUGGCCAAGAUCCAUCACGAGACUCUGCGCGUUUCUAUAAUUCAGCGGCUGGAGGAGUAUCUAGGGAUUACCAGCGGCAUCCAGGCUCCGACGCGCACCGCCGCCGAGAGAGAGGAGUACGACCUGGAUUUUGACGACGAUGAUAUAGACGAGUCUUCUGUGCCUUGGGAGCCGUUCAAGGACCUCGUCAAGCAGCGGUUUCUUUGGUACUACGAUUCCUAUCUAGAGACUAUACAAAAGGCCAAGGCGGAUGUCAAGGACGGCCAGCCCUUCGCCCGCAUGCCCUUUGAGGGUAGUAGCAAUACCAUGGAGGGCAAAUUCAACUAUACCGAGCUGGAGCGGAGACUGCACAAGAUUAAGGCUGCGCUCGACGCUGAGGGAGAAUCAUGGGCAGCCGAGGGUCUGACGGCGAAGCACAAGGAGGGAACCGUGGCUGUCAAUCUCGCCCGCCAAUUCGAGCAGAUCAGGGAGUCUUACAAGAGGAGCGAUGUGUCUCACCACAUUGAAUUGGAGAACGGCAACCCCUUCGUCUGGAACCUCACCUACUUCGGGCGGCCCAUGACGAACCUCGACGGUGGCCUAUUCAGGAUUACCCUCCGCUUCAGCCCACGGUUCCCUGAGGAGCAGCCACGGGUCAAGUUCCACACCCGCAUCUUCCACCACAGGAUCGCCGCCGACGGGUCGCCCUGCUACUUUCCCAAUGCGAGCCGCCGAGAUGACGUUAAGAAGCACAUUGACGCCAUCAUCGACUCUCUGGAAGAGGAGCAGCCGCCUUACGACCCUAGAACUCUGACAAACCCAGAGGCACACAAGCUGUUCUGGGGCUCCGCGGACGAUCGGAAGACUUACAAUCGACGCCUCCGCCGAUCCGUCCAGCAGAGCACGGAGGACUGCUAG
Messenger RNA from Neoarthrinium moseri, 1350 nucleotides. RefSeq lists its product as uncharacterized. The record is from RefSeq and is a predicted model, not a curated record. NCBI's taxonomy places the organism in Eukaryota, Fungi, Ascomycota, Sordariomycetes, Amphisphaeriales, Apiosporaceae. Bases 1 to 1350 code for a protein of 449 amino acids. The transcript has 2 exons.